Brienomyrus brachyistius is the source of this 1592-nucleotide messenger RNA. It is a transcript of the gene agpat4, whose product is annotated as 1-acylglycerol-3-phosphate O-acyltransferase 4 (lysophosphatidic acid acyltransferase, delta). Lineage: Eukaryota; Metazoa; Chordata; Actinopteri; Osteoglossiformes; Mormyridae. The record is from RefSeq and is a predicted model, not a curated record. Gene Ontology annotation, cellular component: mitochondrial outer membrane; endomembrane system. Gene Ontology annotation, molecular function: 1-acylglycerol-3-phosphate O-acyltransferase activity.
AUGAUAUGUGCUGGCGAAGUCUAUAGAGGGAAGACGGUUCAGGAAAUAUGGGCCUGCUGCGAGCUCUCAAGUCGCAGUUCCUCUGCCACCUGUUCAUCUGCUACGUCUUCCUGCUCAGCGGCCUGAUCAUCAACAUGCUCCAGGUGUGCACGUUGCCGCUCUGGGUCAUCGACAAGCAGCUGGCUCGAAGGAUCAACUGCCGGCUGUGCUACUCCAUCACAAGCCAAAUGGUGGUGCUACUGGAGUGGUGGUCUGGUACAGAAUGCACUCUCUACUCGGACCCGCAGACCUCCAAGCUGUAUGGCAAGGAGAACGCCAUCGUUAUCCUCAAUCACAACUUUGAAAUAGACUUUCUGUGUGGAUGGACCUUCUGUGAACGAUUUGGUGUCCUCGGGAGCUCCAAGGUUUUAGCUAAAAAGGAGUUAGCAUUUGUGCCGCUGAUUGGCUGGAUGUGGUACUUCCUGGAGAUUGUCUUCUGCAAGAGGAAGUGGGAAGAAGAUCGUAAGACUGUGGCCCAGAGUCUCCAGAACCUGCGGAAUUACCCCGAGAACUUCUGGUUCCUGCUGCAUUGCGAAGGCACUCGCUUUACCGAGAAGAAACACCAGAUCAGCAUGCAGGUGGCAGAGAGCAAAGGCCUGCCCAAGCUGAAGCACCACCUCCUGCCCCGAACCAAGGGCUUCUGUAUCACUGUGAAUAACCUCCGGGGGGCAGUCAGCGCUGUGUACGAUUCUACGCUUAAUUUCAGAAACAAUGAAACUCCAACUCUGCUGGGAGUUCUAAAUGGGAAGAAGUAUCACGCGGAUCUGUAUGUAAGGAGAAUUCCUCUGGAAUCCAUUCCGGAUGACGAGGUGGAAUGUUCCGCCUGGCUUCACAAACUCUACCAGGAAAAGGAUGAAUUCCAGGAGCAGUACUACCAAACGGGCCGCUUCCCGGGCCCCACAGCGAGCUUGCCACAGCGGCCCUGGGCUUUGCUGAACUGGCUUCUUUGGGCAGCUCUGCUACUGUACCCGCUGGGCCUUCUGGUGGUGCGCCUGAUUGGCACCGGCUCCUGGGUCACCAUCCUCGGUACCGUGGCACUGUGCGUGGCAGCCUCUGUCUGUGUGCGCUGGAUGAUUGGGCAGACCGAGAUUGAAAAGGGCUCCAGCUACGGAAACAAAGGCUCCGCGUUAAACAACUAAAAGAGAAACGGGACGGACUGGGAAGCAUCCCCAUGCCGCUACGCCUCCUGCCAGCCUGAGUACCGCCGGACAGAGUUCAACUCCAGGCCGCGGGUCCGAAUGACUAACUAUGCAGAAACGGGGAUGCUCCAGAGGACCCCAGAGACAGCGCAAAGAUCCAGGGCUGUCUGACAAGCUGCCCGAGGGGGAGGGCACGCGCUUACUAGUGUGUUCUGGGUGAUAGCUAACACCCCAGAGAAGCCACGAGUGCGUGCGUGUGUGUGUGUGUGUUAGAUCGCUAACUCAUUAUGACACAUAUUCCAUUCAGAUGUGUGCUCCACUGUGGAAGUGUUGAAAGGAACCACUUUUUUUUGUUUUGGUGAACAGCGAAUGAGUAUUUGUUCCAUGAAGUACCAAUAAACCAAAUGAACGUUC